AUGUCGAAAAAAGCGAAAGUCCAGAAGGAGAUAGAAGAAGCUUUUGGUCCCACGCAAUCGAUCAGCUAUCAAUAUCGGAUGAAAACUCCCUACACAUUUGCAACGAUUCAUGAGGCCAUGCGUUUCAAGUGUGUUUUAUUAGCUGGGAAUCCUAGAGUAUGUCUGAAGGAUAUAAACAUUCUGGGUUCUCAUAUCCCUAAGGACACCACUGUUGUUCCAGAUGUACAGUCAGUUUGUUUUGAUCCCAAGCUAUGGGAGACCCCUCAAAAGUUCAACCCAAAUCAUUUUUUGGACAAGAAUGGACAAUUUGUGGAUAGAGAAGAACUUUUGCUCUUUGGUGCAGGAGCCCGUGCAUGUGUGGGGAAAGAGUUGGCGAAGAUGGAGCUCUUCAUCUUCUUAACCAAUCUGUUGAGAACAUUCAACUUCAGGCUUCCAGAAGGAGUGGAGGAAGUCAGCACAAAGCCUGUAUUAGGAUUGACAAUGACUCCACAACAUUAUAAAUGUUGGAAAGGCUGUGGGAAGAUUGGAACAUUCUCUCACUGUUAGUGGGAAUGCCAACAUGUCGUUAAUUUUUGGA
This is a messenger RNA of Eublepharis macularius, 577 nucleotides long. RefSeq names its product cytochrome P450 2K6-like. Gene Ontology annotation, cellular component: intracellular membrane-bounded organelle; cytoplasm. The coding region runs from base 1 to 546 and encodes 181 amino acids. Gene Ontology annotation, biological process: xenobiotic metabolic process; arachidonate metabolic process. Lineage: Eukaryota; Metazoa; Chordata; Lepidosauria; Squamata; Eublepharidae. The transcript has 6 exons. Gene Ontology annotation, molecular function: oxidoreductase activity, acting on paired donors, with incorporation or reduction of molecular oxygen, reduced flavin or flavoprotein as one donor, and incorporation of one atom of oxygen; iron ion binding; heme binding. The record is from RefSeq and is a predicted model, not a curated record.